Messenger RNA from Colletotrichum chrysophilum, 1086 nucleotides. RefSeq lists its product as uncharacterized. NCBI's taxonomy places the organism in Eukaryota, Fungi, Ascomycota, Sordariomycetes, Glomerellales, Glomerellaceae. The record is from RefSeq and is a predicted model, not a curated record. The transcript has a single exon. The coding region runs from base 1 to 1086 and encodes 361 amino acids.
AUGCCUUUAUCAAACUUUCACGUACCACCGUCCACCUCGACCGUCAAUGUCCGAGUCAUUGACUCGACAUCCCAAGUUGGCUGUAGCAUCGAAGGUAUGGUGUCGCAUACUAUCAAAGGUCACACCUGGCUUCAAUGUCCCGCCUGUGUCUUUCUGGUGGAACACCCGUCUUCGGGUCGCAAACUUCUUUUCGAUCUCGGAGUACGAAAGGACUUCGAAAACCUAGCCCCGCCCAUUCAGAAAUGGUUCAAAGAGAGCGGCACGACCUGCAGCGUCGACAAAGACGUUAGAGAUACCCUCGAAGAAGGUGGGAUUCAACCGGACGAAAUCGAAGGCAUUAUCUGGAGCCACUGGCACUGGGACCACAUCGGAGACCCAAGCAGAUUCCCGAAAAGCACUACCUUGAUAGUAGGACCGAGUUUCAAGAAGAUCCUAACACCGGGCUACCCUACCAACCCGGGCGCACCUCUCUUGGACUCCGACUUUGCCGGGCGCGAACUUCGUGAACUAAGCUUCGCCGAAUCCUCCAUCAGAGUCGGCUCAUUCCCCGCCAUUGACUAUUUUGGCGACGGAAGCUUCUACAUCCUAGACGCGCCAGGCCACACCGUUGGUCAUGUCAACGCUCUUGCGCGGGUGACGACCAAUCCAGACAGCUUCAUUCUCAUGGGUGCGGACACGUGCCACCACAGUGCCGAAAUGAGGCCGUCCAAAUAUCACCCGCUGCCCGACGAGAUAUCGCCACAUCCGUUUCUUCGGGGGAGUCAGAUGCCUUGUCCUGGCGCACUUUUCAAACCUAUUCUUCAGGAUGAAGAUACGACUAAGCCUUUCUACGGCGUUCAUCGACCUGGUAUGCUCUUCGGCGACACAGAUGCCGCUGAAGAGACUGUCGGCCGGAUCAUUGAAGCUGAUGGAAGCGGCAACACUCUCGUUGUGAUCGCGCAUGGCAGUCACUUGAUGGACGUUAUCAAGAUAUUCCCGGAGUAUGCGAAUGACUUCUUUCAACAAGAUUGGGCUCAGCAGAGUAGAUGGUUAUUCUUGAGUGAUUUCAAGGAUGCGGUUGAUGUGGGUCAGAACGAAGAGCCGUAA